AUGCGUCCGUAUCAAACAGAAGAGAGCUUUUAUCCCGGUGUAAACACGCCGUGCAUCCACGAUCACCCCAGAGACCCGAGCAAGUGUUCACAGAUGAAGAUGAUGCUCAACCUUCAGCGCGUGCAGCUCGCGGCGGACCGGAGCCGGUGUGUGUUUGAGCUGAACGGGGCUGUGAACGGAACCGAGCCGCGGGAGACGCUGUCCAUCCACACCUCUAGAGUGGCAGGUGACAGGUUGCGUGUGGACUGGAGCCUGAGGAGCUCCUGCUCUGACCUGGUGCUCUUGGGCAACACGCGGACCAGUUUGGCACACGGCCUGGGCACGACAUUUGGGCGCUCGGACCGUUUCCUCAAGGUAAAUGUUGAGGACGGCAGCGACAUGUUACCUAAAUCCAGACGAGCUCUCACCAUUCAAGAGAUCGCAGCGCUGGCCAGAUCUUCACUUCACGGUUUCUCGCAGGUGGUCAAAGAUCAUGUGACGAAGCCCACAGCGAUGGCGCAGGGCCGCGUGGCUCACCUGAUCGAGUGGAAGGGCUGGUGUAAACCCACCGACACGCCUAGCGCCCUCGAGUCACACCUCACGUCAUACUCUCAUCUGUCCGAGGGCGAGCAGGAGGCACGAUUCGCUGCAGGAGUGGCAGAGCAGUUUGCCAUCGCGGAGGCAAAGCUUCGUGCCUGGUCUUCAGUGGAUGGUGACGAGUCUAAUGACGAUUCUUAUGACGAAGAUUUUCUACCUGCAAACGAGCCCGUUACACAGAGCACAGAUCUGUCCUCGUACCCUCAUUACCUGCGGGAUCUCCUGCACACUCAGGUGUGUCAGACUCACCUGCGGGGGCGUGGCCUGUGCGAGGCGGAGAGCGGCGUGGGUGCUGACCUUUCACCUCCCGUGGGGUCGCCGGGGUCACCGUCGGACACGCUCUGCUCCAGCAUGUGCAGUUUGGAUGAGAGACACCCGUUGCUUCGGGAUCUCAGGCGUCACACGGAUACGCCUGCAGCUGACCUCACCGCCAAGAUCCUCGGCGCUCUUCAGGGAGGGGAGGAGCUACUGUUAGCCAGCCUACACAGGGCGGGGCACAGGCGAGGCCACUCCCCCUGCUGCUUGGAAACGUUUUCCGAGACGUUCAAAGAUGAGGACACGCCUUGUAAGGACUGCGGGGGCGGAGUCUGCCUUCCGCAGGAAUAUUCCACGCGGAGGAAGGUGUCGGAUGUGGCUUCGUCCGGCAUAGUCUCGCUCGACGAGGAAGACGUGGAGGAAGAAGAGCGAGAAGAACAGUGAACGGUGCAUGUUUCUUUUGGACUCCACCCACUAAUUUGCAUUCGGACCCCACCCUUUGAUUUGCAUUUGGGCUCCACCCACUUAUUUGCAUUUAGACUCCACCCAUUGGUUUGCAUUCAGCCUCCGCCCACUUAUUUGCAUUCGGACUCUGCCUGUUGAUUUGCAUAUGGGUUCCACCCACUUGUUUGCAUUCGGGCUCCAACCACUUAUUUGCAUUUUGGGUGCCAGUUGCUCUUCUCUUUUGGAAAACACUGAA
Molecule: messenger RNA, 1531 nt
Organism: Sinocyclocheilus grahami
Lineage: Eukaryota; Metazoa; Chordata; Actinopteri; Cypriniformes; Cyprinidae
Product: protein FAM131A-like
Exons: 7
Coding region: 1-1275 (424 amino acids)
Source: RefSeq, a predicted model, not a curated record